AUGAAGACGGUGGAAGGAAGCGGCGGCGGCGGCGCCCCGGCCGCGGUCAAGAGGCGGCGGAGGGAUGCACCUGGCAGGCGCCGGAGCGGCGGCGUGAGCGUGCGGCGGCGCGUGCAGGUGGACGCGACGACCGCGCCAGCGCCGCUCCAGAGGCUGCUUGCCGCGUGCCGCCGCGCGUUCGGAGGCCCCGGGACCGAGCCGGCGCACGACGACGUCGCCCUCAUCAGAGACAUCCUCGACAAGAUGGGAGCAGAAGAUGUGCACCUGAGAGCCGUCACCAAGGCCGCCGCGGCUUCCUUCCCUCGAACACAUCCUAAUCCUAUCAUCACACGAAUCACCAUUUACAAAUGCAAAAACUUCUCGAUCGUCAUCUUCUUGCUGCCCCCAGGCGCGGUGAUCCCUCUGCACGACCACCCCGGGAUGACGGUGUUCAGCAAGCUUCUCCUCGGCUCGCUGCACGUCACGUCGUACGACUGGGUCAACGCCGACGGCCCUCCCGUCGCCGUCGGCGGCGGCGAUCGCCUACUGAGGCUGGCGAAGCAGGUGGUGGACGCCGACCUGAGCGCGCCGUGCGACGCCCUGGUGCUGUUCCCCGAGUCCGGCGGGAACAUGCACCGGUUCGCCGCCGCCACGGCGUGCGCGGUCCUCGACGUCCUCGGCCCGCCCUACUCCGGGGACCGGGACUGCACCUACUACCAGGACUUGCCAUACCGCCAUCAUCAUCACGACGACGAUGGAGAUGAGGCCGCCGGGGAUGGCGACGUCGUCCCUGCUGCCACGGAUGAUGAGCAGAAGCCACGUCUGGGGUGGCUGCUGGAGACGCGCAAGCCCAAGGAGCUGCACAUGUACGAGGUGCCGUAUAGGGGCCCUCCGAUCCUGUGGAAGAAGCGGCCUGCAGUUGACUCUUGGCAGCAGGGACCAUGA
Messenger RNA from Miscanthus lutarioriparius, 924 nucleotides. Lineage: Eukaryota; Viridiplantae; Streptophyta; Magnoliopsida; Poales; Poaceae. The record is from the annotation of a GenBank genome assembly.